Microcebus murinus (gray mouse lemur) is the source of this 805-nucleotide messenger RNA. The record is from RefSeq and is a predicted model, not a curated record. NCBI's taxonomy places the organism in Eukaryota, Metazoa, Chordata, Mammalia, Primates, Cheirogaleidae.
AUGAAAGUCCCCCCCAGGCUCUUCCAUGGACUGAAGGAGGUAGACAGGGACAGAAGCGAUGAGAAGGCACACAUACGUGGGCCCCAGGUGGGCACAGGAGGGCCUGCUGGACACAGCAGCCCCACUCACAAACGGAGGCCCAAACCUGCCAGGGCCCUGAGGGGGCACCCAGGGGCCAGGAGAGGUUGCAGAAGGGACGAGGAGGGCAGAGAGCCAGCGAGGCGAGAGCUGCUACGGACCAGACCUGACAGGACUCGCGCACCCGUCGGAGUCGUGCACGCCGCCCACAAGAAUUACGGAGCACCUACUGUGUGCCGGACGCUGUUGAAGGACCAAAUUACAGCAGGAAGCAGAGCAGACCCAGCCCCUGCUCCCCCGGAACCGACCUUCCAGGACAGAGAAGAGAGAAGAAAGAACCACCUACGAAAGGGGACCGCUGCCAGCCCCAUUCCAGAGAUGAGGAAACUGAGGCUGAAGCGGGGAGGCCCAGCUAGAAGCAGUGACACCGGAGGAAGCCUCAGACCUGCCCGGCUCCAAGCCCACACUCGGCCCCUCCCUGAAGCCCCUGCUCUGUACGACAGCUGGGCUGGGGAGAGUAAGGCUCACAGCAGGAGCGGCGAGAGUGAAAUUCCAGAAAUCUCCAAGGAAGAAAAGGAGCGGAGAAGAGGAGAGAGGGAGGCGGCCGGGGAGGCUGGAGGUGGAGGGACAGGCGGACACGCUCUCGGGCCGCAGCGCGGGCACGCCAGCAAGGGGCUCCCGGCACGGCCGCCGCCGCUCUUGCGGUUUUUCUUAUUACAAAGUUAAU